Messenger RNA from Corythoichthys intestinalis (scribbled pipefish), 3336 nucleotides. It is a transcript of the gene p2ry12, whose product is annotated as purinergic receptor P2Y12. Lineage: Eukaryota; Metazoa; Chordata; Actinopteri; Syngnathiformes; Syngnathidae. Gene Ontology annotation, molecular function: G protein-coupled purinergic nucleotide receptor activity. Bases 216 to 1304 code for a protein of 362 amino acids. Gene Ontology annotation, biological process: G protein-coupled receptor signaling pathway. The transcript is spliced from 3 exons. Gene Ontology annotation, cellular component: membrane. The record is from RefSeq and is a predicted model, not a curated record.
AUGUGUCUACACCAUUUAUUCCUGUUGCCGUUUGCUUCUGUUUUUGAAUGAUCUGCAGAAUUUUCACACGACAUGAUAAUGAAAGCAGAAGACGAAGUGAAAGUCAGACAGUCAAUGUCAAGGUAUACUGCAGCCUCCAAACUGGAUUUUCUGUAGAGAAGGAGCAGACUGCUGGAGAGAUUUUCAUGAGACAACGCUAGCUGACAGCUCUCCUCAUGGACACAAACACGACUCUUUUCCAACACAACCAGAGCAACUUGACCUGCUCCCGUGACAAUGUCUUGAAGACAGUGGUUUUUCCUGUCCUCUACUCAAUCAUGUUCCUGGCGGGGCUGUCUCUCAACGGCCUGGCGGUGUGGGUGUUCCUGCGUAUCCCCUCGCGCUCCCACUUCAUCAUCUACCUAAAAAAUAUUGUGGUUGCCGACGUCAUCAUGACCUUCACUUUCCCUUUCAAGGUGUUAUCAGACUCCAACAUGGCAUCCAUUGGUCUGCGAAUAUUCGUGUGCCGGGUGUCCUCGGUGCUUUUCUACCUCACCAUGUACAUCAGCAUCCUCUUCUUUGGCCUCAUCAGCAUUGACCGCUGCAGGAAAACCCUUGCACCAUUCAAAGGCACCAACGCCGCAAGGCUCACCCGCAGGAAAUUCCUCUCCACUGCAAUGUGGAUAUUCCUCCUGGCUCUCUGUCUGCCUAACAUGAUCCUAACCCGUAAGACGCCAAGGUCACGAUAUUUCAAGUGCAACGAUCUGAAGGGCCACACUGCGCUGUACUGGCAUGCGGUGGUUAACCAUGUGUGUCAGGUUAUCUUCUGGGGGAACCUCUUGAUUGUAAUCUUGUGCUACACUCUAAUCACCAAAGAGUUGUACAAGUCCUACUCGCGCACCAAGGCUCACAGCCCUGGGGACUGCAGGGCAUCAGCAAAGCAGAAGCAACAGGCUAAGAGGAAGAUGAACACCAAUGUUUUCCUGGUCCUGGCUGUGUUCUUCGUGUGCUUUGUGCCAUUCCACUUUGCCCGAGUGCCGUACACCCUGAGCCAGACUCAGGGCGUCCUCUUUGACUGCCGGCUCAAGCUCUUCCUCUUCCAGCUCAAAGAGAGCACGCUCUUUCUAUCAUCACUCAACUCCCUCUUGGACCCACUCAUCUACUUCUUUCUUUGCAAGUCGUUCAGGACCACCCUGUUCAAGACACUGAGGUUGCCUGCUGGAACCUGCAGCUGGUUGCUAGACAGGGGCUCAGACACUGAUACUAGCAGCACCGCCCUCAGAGACGCCGCUGUGUUUGGCAGAGGUGGACCGGCAGGGCAGUAAGGCCAUCUCUCCUAAAGCACAGACCUAUAACCUGGAUCCUGCUUGUUUCAUGAAAUGCAAAAAAAGACAAAAUUAUUGAAUGGGCACUAAAACAACGGUGAAUGGAAUGGUUACCACAAGAGAAAAAGAGAAAAACUAAAAAACAUUUUAAAAAUUUAGAACAAAAACACAAAAAUGUUACAUUCUAUUGCAUUUUUGUUGUCUAAUUUCCCACUGAAAGCACAGUUUUUAAAUUCUCGGCUUACAACUACUGUGUGCAUUGAGAGAAUUCAUAUAUGGAGCAUCGACAUAUUAUUUUAGCUGGCUCAAUUGUGCGAGGAUGCAUUUCCUUAUCAAUUACACAACUCCGAAGAUUAAGUAAUUUAUUAAUUGAUUAUUAUCAUGUCUAUCGCUGGGAUAUACGCACAUAUACAUUCAGUUUUCAAUAUAUAAAACAAACAUAUUGCAUUGUAUAAAUUGUAUUACUGAGAUUAUUGUUAUUUUAAAUGAUUUUUGCACUGUUUACCGUUCAACAAAUACUUAUUUUUUCUAUAUACUUUGCAUUUUAUUUUCUUAAAAAGUUGUCUAAUUAUUUGGAACAAUUUUGCCCUCUACAUGUUAGUUUUUGUUACCUGAAUGGUCAAGGAGACACCUUGGUGGGAAAAGUGUGUUUUUAAAAAAAAAACAACAACAACAACAAACAAACAAAAAGCAAUGUUUCAUUCAUUUAUGAAUUAAUUUAUAGUAAGUAUUUGAAAGGAAAAAGACGUUAAAAUUAAAAUCCACCCGAACUAAUUUGAGGCCACCUAAUGGAUAAAUAUAAUGCACACAAGUUUAUAAAAAAAAAAAAAAAAAAGUGUUCUUGCUAUUUUUAUGUUUCUAUCUUAAAAGUUGAUUUCAAUGGGACUAUAUCAACAUUAAACGAGUCGGACCGAAAAAUUGGUUUUAGAAUACAUUGGUUAAAUUUCUCUACAUUUGCUUGUCAUCUCAAAACUGAGUUGCCAAUUACUGGAUAAGUAGCGGGUGCCCUCCAGUGGCCAACGAAUGGAUUACAUGACAGAUCAUCAUUGUGUCAGUCAUUUUCAGUGAUAAUGAUAAUAGACCAAGGCUCCACUAAAUAUAAUUUUGGUUAAUUAGCCAACAACACAUAUUGAAAUAGUUGAUACUGCAUUUAUCUCCUAAGAGAUGUUAGUAGAAUGAAAAGCCUCAUAUACAUUUUUCCAAGUGUUUAUUUAUUUUAUUUUAUUUUUUAUUUUUUAAAAAUAUGAAUAAGACACAAUGUUGGAUCAUUGGACCAUGUUCUAGUUCUCUUUGAUUGUUGUAACAAUUGCUUUUGCCGGGUUAAGGAGACUUGACUUAUUCUAAUAACAUCUGUGUGGAGAUACAGCAUCCCUCAUGAUUGGUUGAUAUUGAAACAAUGCAAAUCCAAUAUACAAAAACCAAAGUAAACAUUGUUAAAUGAAAAAGAAGUUAGGAUUUUCAUCUUUGGUAAGGCACACAUUUAACACACAGCUCUUGUAUUUGAUCAUGUAUCUGGACCAAAUGAAUUGAAUUUAAAAGGUAUUGAUUAUUAUAAGUCUAUAUUCAGUGCAAUAAAGAAACCCCAGUAGAUGUAUUUUUGUCCUUCUUUUAGCAGGAGUGAUACAAAUUGGACAUAAACCGAAUUAUAACAUUUCUGCUCUGACAGCAGAAAUUUUAUGAUGCUAUUGUAAAAGCUUAUUGCACCGUAUAGUUUUCAUUUUGAUGUUUUAUUUUAUGAUUUUAUUUUAUUUUAUUUUCCCCUGUUUACAAUGGGAAGGGGAGAAAGAAAAAUGCAUGCUGUUUUAUUUGACUUCUGUUGUUCCUGUCACUGCCAAUCUAACUUUUAAUUGCAUAAACAGCUUUCCAAGGUUAAACAGAAGAAGAAUGUGCUGCAUGAAGGAUUAAAACAAGAAUUACAAGAAUAAAAAGAAUUACAUAACAUUAAAAAUUAGAUGCUUCAAUAAUAACGUGUGUUUGUCCAUCAUAAUGCAGUUUGCACUCAAAUGCUAUCUGAUUUUAUAAAUGUUCAUGU